AUGGGCUUCCGCGCAAAGGAGUUGAAGCACGGCGCGGCCGACGCUGUGCGUGCGAAUUCGCUCCGUCUGUUCCGGCCGGAAGAGAGAGCAUGGAUGGGCCGCAGCCGAGCAGCUGCACAGCUGUUCCGCGCAAGAUGGGCUUCCCGCACUGCUUUGGCCUUGACCGCCACUGGUCCUCUUCUGCGCCCCGGCGAGCUGCCGAAACUUUGGGUGCAGCAGAUCACGGGCGCGGGAUCACGCAAUAGCGGGUCGUUCUGCCUUUCUCCAUUGCCAGUGGGGGUCACGCCGCGCGGGCCAUGGCUCCUGGCUCGAAAAUUCAUGCUCCCCGAGGUGGACUUGCGGCAGCAGACGAGAGCCCUGAAAGCCUUGGGCGAGCGGAGCCAAUGGCAAGAAGCUUGGACCUACUUGCAGGAGAUGCGGCGAUGGGUCCGGCCGGAUGUGGUGCUCUUCAACUGCUGCAUCCGCGCCAGCCAGCGAGGCCGGCGCUGGCGCCAGGCGGCCGCGCAGCUCCGCGCGAUCGCGGUGCAGAGUUUGGAGCCCAGCGCCGCGUCCUUCAACUGCGCGCCCCGUUGGCGUCCGGCUCUGCGCAUCUAA
Messenger RNA from Effrenium voratum, 594 nucleotides. Lineage: Eukaryota; Dinophyceae; Suessiales; Symbiodiniaceae. The record is from the annotation of a GenBank genome assembly.